Molecule: messenger RNA, 2937 nt
Organism: Rana temporaria (common frog)
Lineage: Eukaryota; Metazoa; Chordata; Amphibia; Anura; Ranidae
Gene: PIP5K1C
Product: phosphatidylinositol-4-phosphate 5-kinase type 1 gamma
Exons: 19
Coding region: 166-2187 (673 amino acids)
Biological process (GO): phosphatidylinositol metabolic process
Molecular function (GO): phosphatidylinositol kinase activity
Source: RefSeq, a predicted model, not a curated record
UUUCAGAGGUGGCACGUCCUUAUCUCGCCCUCAGUCACCAUGGUCGAUCACUCCUCCUAAUCCCCGCCUAGUGCUAGGAAAAUUGCGGACAUGAAACAGAACGUCAUGACGUCAGAGGCAAAGCCUUCGGAGCUGUCAGUGAGCGAAGGAGGAUAGAGGGGUGGUAUGGAGGGACCAGAGAAGGAAGCCGAGUGCGGAGAUGUACAGCAUGAUGCCGCUAUCGAGGAGACUGGAUGGGAUCCUGGAAAAGAUGUGGUGGGAAAGAAAACUGCUUCUGAGGACACCUCUUUAUCUGGGCAGCCUUCCACUGGAAAAAAAAUUGGUCACCGUGGUGUUGAUGCUUCAGGAGAGACCACUUAUAAGAAGACAACAUCGUCAACUUUAAAAGGUGCCAUCCAGCUGGGUAUUGGAUAUACUGUUGGAAACUUAACUUCCAAACCAGAAAGGGAUGUUCUGAUGCAGGAUUUUUAUGUUGUGGAAAGUAUCUUCUUUCCAAGUGAAGGAAGUAAUCUAACACCCGCCCAUCAUUAUCCAGACUUCCGCUUUAAGACUUAUGCUCCUGUCGCCUUCAGAUAUUUUCGAGAACUUUUUGGGAUUCGCCCUGAUGACUAUCUUUAUUCCUUGUGUAAUGAGCCUCUGAUUGAACUUUCUAACCCUGGGGCAAGUGGAUCUGUGUUUUAUGUCACAAGUGAUGAUGAAUUCAUUAUCAAGACAGUAAUGCACAAAGAGGCUGAAUUCCUUCAGAAACUGCUUCCGGGAUAUUACAUGAACCUUAACCAAAACCCACGUACUCUAUUACCCAAGUUCUAUGGAUUGUACUGUGUUCAGUCUGGCGGGAAGAAUAUUCGUGUUGCUGUGAUGAACAAUAUCUUACCACGGGUAGUCCGUAUGCAUUUUAAGUAUGACCUCAAGGGCUCUACCUAUAAAAGACGUGCUUCCAAAAAAGAGAGAGAGAAAAAGUGUCCUACGUACAAAGACCUGGAUUUCAUUCAAGAUGCACCUGAAGGAUUGCUUCUGGAUGCGGAUACCUUUAGUGCAUUGGUUAAGACCUUACAAAGAGACUGUCUGGUUUUAGAGAGCUUCAAGAUUAUGGAUUACAGCCUUCUUUUAGGAGUACACAACAUAGAGCAACAUGAGAAAACACGGCAAACAGAUGGAUCCCAGAGUCACAUUGAUGAAAAGAGGCCUGUUGGACAGAAGGCUCUGUAUUCCACAGCAAUGGAAUCCAUUCAGGGGGGUGCAGCUCAUGGGGAAUCCAUAGACACAGAUGAUACAAUGGGAGGUAUUCCAGCUGUCAGUGGAAGAGGGGAACGUCUGUUACUGUACAUAGGAAUAAUUGACAUAUUGCAGUCGUUCAGAUUCAUCAAAAAGUUGGAACACACAUGGAAAGCUCUCGUUCACGAUGGGGACACAGUUUCUGUACACAGACCAGGCUUCUAUGCUGAACGUUUCUUCAAGUUCAUGACUAACACAGUGUUCAGAAAAACAUCAUCUCUAAAAUCAUCACCAUCCAAAAAAGGAAGAAGUGCCCUUCUGGCUCCUCAUUCUAUAGGUCCUUCUUUAGCAUGCUCUGCUGGACAGAUUUCAGUUCAACAGGAAGAAGGGCAAUAUGAGCUUCGUGGAGCAAGUAGCUGCCCAACCUUGGAUGACAAUGGUCGAUCAGACAUUUUGCCAUGCACUACACCAUCAUUUGAAGAAGCAACCACUGUCUCCAUUACUACAACAAUAUCUUCAACGUCCCUUUCAAUUCCGGAACGUUCUCCAUCUGAAACUUCAGAGCAGCCUCGUUAUCGGAGACGUACUCACUCAUCAGGAUAUGAUACACGAACCCAUGAGAUGCAAGCAUAUGAUGAGGCUGAGCAGGUCACAGUGAAAGUGAAGUCAUGGGAACAGAGCACUGUUGCUGAACCAGAAGAAGAGAAACAUGGAGAAGCUUCUGGCUGUAUGGCAAGAGCAUAUUCAGGUGAAGAAACUGGAAGUCAACGCUCUGAAGAAGAUGAGAUACCAAUGACAGACAUUUAUUUUUUUACGGAUGGGCGAUAUUGGGUGUAUUCUCCCCAACCCUGUCAGAUGCGCUCUGCCACUUCAUCCAUUAACUCUCCACCAGAUGACCAGAGCUGGGUUUAUUCCCCUCUUCACUAUAACCCACAGAUCCAGCCCAUCUCAGAUGAAGAAAUUGACACAUAAUUACUAUGCAGAUCUUUUAAGAUGAGUAUACUGUUACCUUCAUGUCAACCUACCCUCCAGGAGUAAACAGAUGAAGUCAAGGUCAUCAGCGUUGUGAUCAGUCUGCAGUGCCAGGAUCGUACUAUCCAUCUGAAAUGUACUAAACUGUCGGGCCGUGCUGCCAAUGAAGCCAAUUGAAGCAGCCACCUCAGGCAGCACUUAUGGAGGCACAGGAGGGGGGAGGGAACUAAGGCCAGGGUGUUCAUUUCUUAGUAUUCUGUCCUCACAAUCUCAGCAUUAUCGAGCUCCCUGCCCCAGCUGACGCUGAGAUUGAAAUUUAAACAGUCCCCUCAUCACUGAGCAAGGGGUGUGUGUGUGCUCAUCACUGCUGCCCAUACAGCAUUUUCUUGCCAGGGAGGGGAGGCAAAAAAUGGUCACCCAUUCACCCUUGGCAUGGCCCUGUAAACUGGUAAAACGCUUAUGUGGCAAGUGUUUGGAUUUAAACCUCCCUCUUCCAAAAAGGUGAACAAUCAAUCCAAGUACGCUUUAGAUGCAAGUUCUAACAUUUGGUUUUAUUUUAGGAAAAUGGGUUCUGCUGCUACUACUGUUUGAGAGCUGAUGGAUGACACUCUACUGUUACAUAUAUAGAUGAACGAGAGCCAUUGCAAUGGUUGUUUUCUUGUGUUACAACUCUGGUUGCAUACAGUAUUAGAAAUGCAUUAUUUAAUUUGCAUGUAUGUUUUUGUGUAUAAUAUUUAUUUUGUUUCUUUA